This is a messenger RNA of Phragmites australis (common reed), 1053 nucleotides long. RefSeq lists its product as uncharacterized. Gene Ontology annotation, cellular component: membrane. The coding region runs from base 165 to 836 and encodes 223 amino acids. The record is from RefSeq and is a predicted model, not a curated record. Lineage: Eukaryota; Viridiplantae; Streptophyta; Magnoliopsida; Poales; Poaceae. Gene Ontology annotation, molecular function: NADH dehydrogenase activity; 4 iron, 4 sulfur cluster binding. The transcript has 8 exons. Gene Ontology annotation, biological process: mitochondrial electron transport, NADH to ubiquinone; mitochondrial respiratory chain complex I assembly.
CGCAGCCCACCCAAGCCCAGACCACUUGCACGCAGCAGCAAUGUCUUCCUCCUCCACCCGGGCAUCUCUGCAGCCACUAACCCGCAGCCCGGCAGCUCCAGCUCCACCUCCCUUUCGGUCCGAGGCCAUCGCCUCCGCCUCGGCGCCGUCGACGUCGCUCCGCCAUGGCGUCGCUCCUGACCCGGCAGGCAGCGCAGGCGCUCCGCGCGAGGCAGACGGCGCAGCUCGGGCCGGCCGCGGCAGCGAUGCAGGGGCACCUCCGCACCUACAUGAAUGCAGAGACGCCAAAGAGGUUCAAAGAGGAUGAGGAGAAAGAGCAGCUUGCAAAAGAGAUUGCAAAAGAUUGGAAUGCUGUGUUUGAAAGGAGCAUCAAUACAUUGUUUUUGACUGAAAUGGUCCGCGGCUUGUCACUGACGCUCAAGUACUUCUUCGAGAGGAACGUUACAAUUAACUAUCCAUUCGAGAAGGGUCCUCUGAGUCCCCGCUUCCGAGGAGAACAUGCUCUCAGACGUUAUGAAUCUGGGGAAGAGCGUUGCAUUGCAUGUAAACUAUGCGAGGCUAUAUGCCCAGCUCAGGCAAUUACAAUUGAGGCUGAAGAACGUGAAGAUGGCAGUCGCCGAACCACAAGAUAUGACAUUGACAUGACCAAAUGCAUUUACUGUGGGUUCUGCCAAGAGGCCUGCCCAGUCGAUGCUAUUGUCGAAGGGCCUAACUUCGAGUUUGCUACUGAGACCCACGAGGAACUGCUGUACGACAAGGAGAAACUACUUGAGAACGGCGAUCGCUGGGAGACUGAGAUUGCUGAGAACUUGAGAUCUGAGAGUCUUUAUCGCUGAUUUUUUCUUUCCUUGUGAUAAGCUGGGUUCGUCAUUUCCCGUAUUUACUCAACUAGCUGAUAAAUAAGCAAACCAUGUAUCUUAACUUGAAUACCAGGUACAUGUUUUUUUACAUCGGCACCGACUGUCUGUUGUAUUAUGUGCCAGGGCAAAGGUGCACUGCAUGUUCUUUGUUACAAUCGAUUGAACUGUUUUCAACACAGGCGAUGUUUGCGAA